Messenger RNA from Vigna umbellata (rice bean), 779 nucleotides. NCBI's taxonomy places the organism in Eukaryota, Viridiplantae, Streptophyta, Magnoliopsida, Fabales, Fabaceae. The record is from RefSeq and is a predicted model, not a curated record.
CUCACUCCUUCAUUGCACCAAAUCGCAUUACUCUCACUUUCACAUUGUCUUUCUCUUCUUCCUCUUCGUCUUACGAUGAAAGUUGUUUCGGAUGGCAUUGUUGUCGUGUUUGCCUUCUGCAUUGUACUUGGUUGUGGUUCGUUGGUAGUGGGGGAGGUUGCAAAGGUUAAGGAUGACAAGCAUUUGAUUCAUCCCCCUCAUCUGUUGGGGCCUGGGAUUAUCAAGAGAGGGUUUAAGCGCGGUGGACUUGGUUUUGGUGGUGGUUUGGGAGGAGGAGGUGGCGUAGGUGGUGGCUUUGGAGGUGGUGCCGGGGGAGGAGGUGGUCUUGGUGGUGGUGGAGGUCUUGGAGGAGGUGCAGGUGGCGGACUUGGCGGGGGUGCUGGAUUUGGUGGAGGUGCUGGUGGAGGCCUUGGAGGUGGAGGUGGGCUUGGUGGUGGUGGUGGUCUAGGAGGUGGAGGUGGGCUUGGUCACGGAGUCGGUGUCGGUGGUGGUGGCGGACUUGGUCAUGGUGUGGGUGGAGGCAUUGGAGGAGGAGCAGGUGGUGGUGGUGGCUUAGGAGGUGGAGGUGGAGGUGGGCUUGGUGGUGGUGGUGGAGUUGGUCACGGUAUUGGUGGUGGCGUUGGAGGAGGAGCAGGUGGUGGUGGUGGUUNGAUACGGUGGCGGAUCCGGCGGCGGAUUCGGGGUCGACGCCAGUAGCGGUCCCGGAUAUGGCAGCAGUUCCAGAUUUGGCAGGGGUUUCGGAUUUGGCAAAGGUGAAGACCUUGGUAGUGGCUUUAAUG